UCCAACAACACCCAUCUCACGCUUCUCACAAACAUCAUUCGCACUUUUCCCUUUACCUUUUAAUUCUGUCUGUAAUUCCUUUUCAUAAAAACUUCCAUAUCCAGGAUGCACAGAAAGCUCUUCCCUGCAUCAACCACAACAAAUCAAAGCCAAGAGUGUUCUGAUUUUUGUGACCCAACUUGCCCUUACAACUGCUACUCUUACCCGGACCGCUACCUCCCGCCGCCGCCCAUUUUACCUCCAAGUAAUCAGAUCUCGUCCUACUUGGCAAUCGUUGCUUCAUUAUUCACUGUCAUAUUCGUUCUCGUUGGUUUCUACGUUCUCAAAAUAAAGUGCUACUCUGAUUGGUGUGGCCGGAGACGCAAUGGAUCCCUUGCCAUGGAAUCAGACAGCCUGGACGAUGAGUUUGUUCGCGAGAAUCAAGUUGAUCACCCUAUCUGGUUGAUCACCACCAUCGGCUUACAACAGUCAAUCAUAAAGUCCAUUACAGUUUGUAAGUACAGAAAGGGCGAGGGAUUGGUCGAUGGAACCGUGUGUUCAGUGUGCUUGAAUGAAUUCCAGGAAGACGAAACCUUGAGACUCUUGCCAAAGUGCAGCCACGUGUUUCACAUGCCCUGUAUCGACACGUGGUUGCGGUCUCAUAUCAAUUGCCCUCUUUGUCGUGCCGGUAUUGUGCCCAGCAAUGUCACUUCCGAUGCAGCCAUCUUAAAUAUGAGUUCAGCGGAGGAAAACUCGAACGCAGCGGGAAGAAAUGGAGAAGCCCAGGUGGAGAGGGACGAUGGUGAAUUAGUCAGCGAGGUCUCGAGAAACCGGGAGGGAACAGAAGAAGCAGGGGAAGCCGCAGAGUUCAUUCACGAACCAAUUUCGAAGGAGCGUCCAAACAUUGAUGAGAAUGAACAGGUUCUAGAUGGAACUCGAAAGGGGACGAGUUCUGUUUCGAUGGGUUCUUCGGUUGAUCAUGUAGACGAUGAAACUGAACAAUACACGAUCAAUCUCUUGGAGAAAGGCGGUGAUGAUUCAACACUCAAUAAAUCAGCACGCCGUUCCUCCAUUGCACAACGUCUUCACGUAACCCCAAUUUCGAUGAAAAGGUCAGUCUCCUGCAGCGGGAAGAUUGUAUGUACGAGAACGAGGGGCUACCGGAGUCUUAAUUCAAGUCUUCCCCGGUAGAAUUUUCUAGCAUUACGACAUGUACACUGAUAUCAGCACGAAAUGUCUGUUAUACUGUCAGAAUUUUAGGGGGUGCCAUUAUUUUUGCAACGAUUAAAUAUGAUGCGCGAAGCAUGGAAAGCAGUGUUGUGUUCAAGAGCAAGAGAUACAUUUUAAUUUUUAGACAAGUCAAACUUCAAGAA
Messenger RNA from Prosopis cineraria, 1352 nucleotides. Its product is annotated as RING-H2 finger protein ATL54-like. The coding region runs from base 106 to 1170 and encodes 354 amino acids. The record is from RefSeq and is a predicted model, not a curated record. The transcript has a single exon. Lineage: Eukaryota; Viridiplantae; Streptophyta; Magnoliopsida; Fabales; Fabaceae. Gene Ontology annotation, molecular function: transferase activity. Gene Ontology annotation, biological process: protein ubiquitination.